CACUCCAGUACAGUAGGCGGCGGUAAUGCACCUUAACGUUGGAUGCCAACCGCCGAUAAAUCCCACCGAAGAAGUAGAAGCCAUUUCGCCAUUACACGCCAGGAAGAGAGGCCAUAAAGGUUUGCUAAAACAACGGUUAAAAGAAAUAGGGCGAUGGCAGACAGUGAUGAUGAAUAUGAUCGCAGAAGGAGAGACAAGUUCCGUCGUGAGAGGAGCGACAACUAUGACCGCUCCCGAGAGAGAGAGGACAGGCGUAGGGAUGACUGGAAUGACAGGCGCCCAUCUGCCAGGGAGUGGGACAGGGGCAGGGAGCGUCGUAGCCGGGGGGAGUAUCGGGACUACGAGAGGGGUCGAAGGGAGAGGUUCUCCCCACCCAGGCACGACAUGAGUCCCCAACAAAAACGCAUGAGGAGAGACUGGGAUGACCAUGGUGGAGAUCCCUACCAUGGGGGGUAUGACUUGGGUUAUGGUGGUGGUGGAGGCCCCAGUUACGCUCCUCCACAGCCCUGGGGCCACCCUGACCUGCACCUCAUGCAGCCUCACCAUGGUAUCCCCAUCCAGGCAAGGCUAGGUAACAUCCAUGAUAUGGACCUGGGCCCACCGCCUCCAGUGAUGAAGAGCUUUAAGGAGUUCCUGCUGUCCCUGGAUGACUCUGUGGAUGAGACUGAGGCAGUUAAGCGUUAUAAUGAGUACAAGAUAGACUUCCGACGUCAGCAGAUGCAGGACUUCUUCCUUGCUCACAAAGAUGAAGAGUGGUUCCGAUCCAAGUACCACCCAGAUGAGGCGGGCCGGCGGAAGGCGGAGUCCCACAGUGCCCUGCAGAACCGGCUGAAUGUCUACAUGUUCCUAAUGGAGAACAGCUGGUUCGACACGGUCUCGCUGGACAUAGAGAAGUCCCAGGCUAUCAUGAAGGUCUUGGAUGCAGCUGUGAUAAAGAUGGAGGGAGGGACAGAUUAUGACCUGCGCAUCCUGGAGCUUCCGUCUGAGGAGGAAGAGGAAAGAGGGAGAGCUGACAGGGCGGCAGCUGGGGGUCCGGGAACUGAGCCCCCCAAAAAAGAGGAGCCUAAGGAUAUGGACAAUGACAGCAAACCCCCAGCUGACAAAGAGAAGGGGGAGAAUGAUGCCUGCAGCAUGGAGAAGGGUGCAAACGGUGGUGGUGAGGCAGCAGAAGGAGGGAGUGAGGGAGAAGAGGAGGAGGAGGAAGGAGAAAAAGAGACGAAAAGCAAAGAGGUUGUGCCUGAGCCUAAGAAGCUGAGUAAGAAGAGGAAGAGGAAGCACAGUGGAGACAGUGAAGAUGAGGCCAGUGCCUCUGAGAGUGACUCAGACUCCGACUCCAACUCCCAUCAUUCCUCUGAUAAACCUGCCGAGAGGGAGGAGGGUGAGGAAAAGGAGGAUGAGGGUGAGGAAGGGGAGGACAAGGAUGAAGAGGAGGAAGAAGAGUGUGAAGCUGACAGAAAAAAAAUCAAAGAUGAGAAACCAAAGGAAAGAGAGAGGGAGAAGGAAGAGAAGAAACCCAAGGAGGACCAGCCACCGAGACCCCGGCCUCUCCACAGGACCUGCUCUCUAUUCAUGAGGAGCAUCGCCCCCACCAUCUCCAAGGCAGAGAUCAUAGCUCUGUGUCGGAGAUAUCCUGGGUUCAUGCGAGUGUGUUUGUCUGAUCCCCAACCAGAGCGCAGGUUCUUCCGUCGCUGCUGGGUGACGUUUGACCGUAGUGUCAACAUCAAAGAGACCUGCUGGAACCUCCAGAACAUCAGACUGCGUGACUGUGAGCUGGCUCCGGGGGUCAACAGAGACCUGGCCAGGAGGGUCCGCAACAUCAAUGGUAUCACUCAGCACAAACAGGUGCUGCGAAACGACAUCAAGCUGUCAGCCAAACUCAUCCACUCCCUGGACCACAGAGGCAGGCUGUGGAGCCACAAGUCCCGUGGAGAGGCAGUGUCUGCUGUAGAGGUGGCGGCCCAGAACCCCAUCCUGAAGAACAUCACUGACUACCUGAUAGAGGAGGUGAGUGCUGAGGAGGAGGAGCUUCUGGGCAGUGUGGGUGGAGCUGACGCAGAGGAGGGCACCAAGGAGGGCUACCCAGCCGAGAUCACUGUGGAAAGGGACGACAAGCUGGUCAAGGUGUUGGACCGUCUUCUCUUGUACCUGCGCAUUGUCCAUUCCAUCGACUACUACAACAACUGCGAGUACCCCAGCGAGGAUGAGAUGCCCAACCGUUGUGGCAUGAUCCAUGUGCGUGGGCCCAUCCCUCCCAAUCGCAUCGCACACGGGGAAGUGUUGGAGUGGCAGAAGACAUUUGAGGAGAGGCUGAGCCCCCUGUUCAGUGUGAAGGAGAAGCUAUCGGAGGAGGAGGCAGGAAAAAUGGGCCGGAAGGACCCGGAGCAGGAGGUGGAGAAGUUUGUGUUGGCCAACACCCAGGAGCUGGGCAAGGACAAGUGGCUCUGCCCCCUCAGUGGCAAGAAGUUCAAGGGCCCAGAAUUUGUGCGCAAGCACAUCCUGAACAAACACGGGGACAAGAUUGAGGAGGUGAAAAGGGAGGUGAUGUUUUUCAACAACUUUCUCAUGGAUGCCAAGCGACCUUCCCUCCCAGAGAUGAAGCCCCCUCCUCCGCUCGGCCCAGGACCAGGAGUUCUCUCUCCAGGCAUGCCCUUCCCUCCCCAAGGCCUCAUGGGCUUUGGGCCCGGUCAGCCUCGUCCUCCUGUCAUGGGUUACGGAGGUGGACCUCCUUACCCACCAAACCAGUACGGAGGCGGCCGGGGUAACUAUGACAACUUUCGUGGACAGGCUGGUGGCUACCCUGGUAAACCCCGCAACAACAGUUCCCCUCUGCUCUGCAUCCUGGCUGUUUCCUUCAGAAUGUCCCGGGGAGAUCCACGCAACAUCAUUGAAUAUCGUGACCUCGAUGCACCUGAUGACAUCGACUUCUUCUAGACUAUUAAUUUUAUUUAUUUUGUUUUUAAUCAUUGUGUAAUUUCCCUGUCUCAUCGCCUUAUGUAAAGUAACGAUUCAUUAGCAUUUUUUUUAUGUCUGCAGAGCAAAGGCUCGGUGCAAUUGGAACACACUUGAAUUGUAAGAAAUGUCCUCAAUAAAAACUAAUUUGACAUUA
Messenger RNA from Oncorhynchus mykiss (rainbow trout), 3106 nucleotides. NCBI's taxonomy places the organism in Eukaryota, Metazoa, Chordata, Actinopteri, Salmoniformes, Salmonidae. The record is from RefSeq and is a predicted model, not a curated record.